AUGGCAGCACACACGCAAGCGCCGCAUACGGCGUACGUGCAGCUCCCGUCGCUGCUUGAUACGGAUUUGUACAAGUUCACAAUGCAGCAGGCGGUCCUCCAUCAUUUUCCGGACGCUUUUGUGACGUACCGCUUUACGAACCGGUCGCCCCGGAUGCUGUUCACGCGCGCGUGUGUGGAUGCGAUCCGAACGGGCAUAGAGCAUCUCGGUACACUGCGUGUGCGUCCAGAUGAGCUGGCGUGGCUAGAGAGUACGUGCACGUAUUUUCAGCCCGCGUACCUCGCUUUCUUGUCGAGCUUCCAACUGGACCCAGCAUCGCAGGUGACGGUGGAAUUUGUCUUGGCACAGGAUACAGACUCACCCACAUCGCUCAGCGCCGCCAAACACCCCUCGGGAGACGAGUUGGGGUACCUUUCCCUCGAGAUCAAAGGGACGUGGAAAGACAUUAUUCUCUACGAAGUUCCUGUGAUGGCCAUCAUUAGUGAAAGUUAUUUUGCGUAUGUAUGCACCGACUGGACAUUGCAGGGUCAGUGCGAGAUGGCAAUGGAAAAGGCGCGCACGCUCUUGCGCAACGGAGUCGCUUUCUCCGAGUUUGGCACGCGGCGGCGGCGCUCGCUGCAGACGCAUGUGGACGUCCUAGAGGGCCUGGUGCAUGCGGCCGCACAAGUGCAGAGGCAGCCCGGCACGGGACGCCUGCUCGGCACAAGCAACAUGUAUCUCGCGAAACGAUUUGAGCUCGUGCCUGUUGGAACCAUUGCACACGAAUGGACAAUGGCGAUUGCGGCGCUGAAUGGAUACGAGCAUAGUAAUUUGCGCGCGCUGCAGCUGUGGGAUGCAUUGUACCAGCCCCCGGCAUUUACGCCAGAAAAUCUGUCGCAGGACCUCAGCAUCGCGCUCACCGAUACGUUUAGUACGCGCGUGUUUUGGGACGAUCUCUUGUCGGACCCAGCUGGGGUCGAGAUGCUGCGCCGCUGGCGAGGUGUGCGCCAGGACAGUGGUGAUAGCGAGGCGUUCGUGCGACAUGCGGUCGAUGUGUACCGCAAAGCCGGUGUGGAUCCAUCGACCAAACUCGUUGUGUUCUCCGACGGACUCGAUGUCGCACGCUGUCUUUUCCUGCAGCGCUACGCUGCCGAGAUGGGCAUCAUGGCUGGGUUUGGCAUUGGGACGAAUAUGACCAACGACUUUACGUGUGCAUCGCGCCCCGAAGAGAAGAGCAGUGCCUUGAAUAUCGUCAUCAAGCUCGACUCGAUCCAGGGGCGUCACGCUGUCAAAAUCAGCGACGAGCUGACAAAGAAUACGGGCGAUCCUACACAAGUGGCCUACGUCAAGCGCCGCUUUGGCCUAGAUGCCGUGGAGGAUGCGUGA
Molecule: messenger RNA, 1365 nt
Organism: Malassezia vespertilionis
Lineage: Eukaryota; Fungi; Basidiomycota; Malasseziomycetes; Malasseziales; Malasseziaceae
Gene: NPT1
Product: nicotinate phosphoribosyltransferase
Exons: 3
Coding region: 1-1365 (454 amino acids)
Biological process (GO): NAD+ biosynthetic process
Molecular function (GO): nicotinate phosphoribosyltransferase activity
Source: RefSeq, a predicted model, not a curated record